Messenger RNA from Arabidopsis lyrata subsp. lyrata, 933 nucleotides. Its product is annotated as peroxisomal membrane protein PMP22. The transcript is spliced from 7 exons. NCBI's taxonomy places the organism in Eukaryota, Viridiplantae, Streptophyta, Magnoliopsida, Brassicales, Brassicaceae. Gene Ontology annotation, cellular component: cytoplasm; membrane. The record is from RefSeq and is a predicted model, not a curated record. The coding region runs from base 244 to 801 and encodes 185 amino acids.
UAUUUGACAUUGGAAAUGGAUAGACUUUGUGGAUUUUAGGGAGGAUAUAGUUACCACCAAACGAAAAUAUUCCUAAUUUGGGUCUUUGUUAAUGUGGCCUAAAGUGAAUCAAUCGUUACCCACCUAACUAACCCUUAAUCUAUUAUUUGUUUAAUACAAAACAUGAUUAAUUUCUUUUAAAUCACAUCUGGAUCUUUUAGUCUUGUCAAAUCUUGCUCUUUCCUCGUUUGAAUCUUUGGAGCCAUGUCGGAUCUUGCGAAAGACGCAUGGCGAAAAUAUCUGAUUCAGCUUCAAGCUCACCCUUUACGAACCAAGGCGAUCACUGCAGGGGUUUUAACAGGGUGCAGUGAUGCUAUAGCUCAGAAGAUCUCUGGAGUUAAACGGAUUCAGUUCCGGAGAUUGCUUCUCCUUAUGUUGUAUGGGUUUGCUUAUGGAGGACCAUUUGGUCACUUUUUCCACAAAUUGAUGGAUACCAUUUUCAAAGGGAAGAAGGGUAAUUCAACUGUUGCCAAAAAGGUUUUGUUGGAACAACUUACAUCAUCUCCUUGGAACAAUUUUCUUUUCAUGUCAUAUUAUGGUUUAGUGGUUGAAGGGAGGCCAUGGAAGUUAGUGAAGCAAAAAGUUGGGAAAGAUUACCCUACGAUCCAGUUAACAGCAUGGAAGUUUUGGCCUAUUGUGGGAUGGGUUAAUUAUCAGUAUGUCCCUUUGCAAUUCCGCGUCUUGUUCAGUAGCUUCGUUGCCUCUUGCUGGAGCAUAUUUCUGAACCUGAAAGCGCGAUCUCCAGCGAUCAAGAACGCCUAGAGAACUCUAUAUGGAAAAAACAAAAUGAUUCUCUUUUUUCUUUUUUCUUCAAAUGUACAAAAGCUCCAAGAAUUGAAUCUCAAGUAAAAAACUGAGAGAUGUGAUCAUUCUUGAAUAGAUCAAAUUCGGUCA